Molecule: messenger RNA, 1263 nt
Organism: Ramularia collo-cygni
Lineage: Eukaryota; Fungi; Ascomycota; Dothideomycetes; Mycosphaerellales; Mycosphaerellaceae
Product: probable CAMK-1 Ca2+/calmodulin-dependent kinase-1
Exons: 3
Coding region: 1-1263 (420 amino acids)
Biological process (GO): protein phosphorylation; cellular response to oxidative stress
Molecular function (GO): ATP binding; calcium/calmodulin-dependent protein kinase activity
Source: RefSeq, a predicted model, not a curated record
AUGGCCGCUCAUGGCCGCAGCUCACCGCACCCCUCCAUGCAGGGCAUGCUCAACAAGCUGCACGGCCAGCCGGACAGUUAUGAUCGCAAGAGCAAAUAUCGCAUGGGCCGAACCCUGGGCGCUGGCACCUAUGGUAUCGUCAAGGAGGCCGACGGGCCUACGGGCAAGGUCGCCGUGAAGAUUAUCUUGAAGAAGAACGUCAAAGGCAACGACCAGAUGGUCUACGAUGAGCUGGAGAUGCUACAAACGCUUCAACAUCCACACAUUGUCAAGUUUGUGGACUGGUUCGAGUCUCGCGACAAGUACUACAUCAUCACUCAGCUGGCCACAGGUGGCGAGCUUUUCGAUCGUAUCUGCGAGAUGGGCAAGUUCACUGAAAAGAACGCCUCCCAAACCAUGAGGCAAGUCCUGGAGGCCGUCGAUUAUCUCCAUACCAAGGACGUGGUCCACCGAGAUCUCAAGCCCGAAAAUCUCCUCUAUCUGACUCGCGAACCGAACUCAGAUCUGGUCCUCGCAGACUUUGGCAUUGCAAAGCACCUCGAUAGCCCCGAGGGCGUGCUCAAGACCAUGGCCGGAUCAUUCGGAUAUGCAGCUCCAGAAGUCAUGCUGAAGCGCGGCCAUAGUAAGCCGGUCGACAUGUGGUCCCUGGGCGUCAUCACAUACACACUCCUCUGUGGAUACUCGCCCUUCCGCUCCGAGUCUCUCACGGACCUCAUCGAUGAGACCAGGAACGGUCGCGUGGUGUUCCACGAGCGUUAUUGGAAAGACGUUUCCAAAGAGGCCAAGAGCUUCAUCCUUUCUCUUCUCAAACCAGAUCCACAUGCCCGUGCCACAUCCGCACAAGCUCUGCAGGAUCCGUGGAUUGCUGGCAAGGGUGCCACCGACCACAACUUGCUUCCCGAGAUCAAGGCCUACAUUGCGCGCGCGCGUCUGAAGCGUGGCGUCGAACUGGUGAAGCUUGCCAACCGGAUAGAGAGUCUGAAAAUGCAGGAGGACGAAGAGGACGGUGUUCCUCAGGAGUCAGACAUUCCUGCCGAUCCAAUCGCUGCUGCUGACGACGCGACAUCCCACAGCCGACAAGGUAGUGUCUCGUCAGGUGUGCAGGUGGCCGAAGAUCACGAUCCGAGUAAAAAACGGAGUCUAUCGAAGCUGGCAAAGAGUGCAAUCUUUCGUGAGGUCGUACUAGCAAAGGUGCGGGAGAUCAAGGCAGAAGAAGAAGCCCAGAAGACAAUUUCUGAGGCGACCGGCAAAAGUUCGAAAUGA